Cydia splendana is the source of this 2015-nucleotide messenger RNA. RefSeq lists its product as uncharacterized. NCBI's taxonomy places the organism in Eukaryota, Metazoa, Arthropoda, Insecta, Lepidoptera, Tortricidae. The coding region runs from base 62 to 1456 and encodes 464 amino acids. The transcript has 9 exons. The record is from RefSeq and is a predicted model, not a curated record.
ACUUCAGAAUAGGGUAGACCGCUGCGCGGACUGACUUAUUUUAUCUGUAAACAGUCUUAAAAUGGACAAGGCAUUGGUGUUCGUGUUUAUUACUGUGAUUUUAAACGAAAAUCCUAUAGUUCACGCUUUCAGAGAGUUUAAUGUGAAUGGUGCGGUGAAGAUUUUGGCGUUGGAAAAUGAAUGGAUAAAUAUACAAUGUAAGCAGGAUUCUCCUAUGGCUUAUUGUGGUUUCGUACACCCCAGCGGCAAGCGGUUUUCAUUCUCAGGAAGCGAGCUGACAAACGGACACUGUGCCAUACCCAUCAACGCGACUCGUCAGGACGUGGGCGAGUGGAGAUGCCAUAUAGGAAGAAAGCUUACAGGUGUAGAAGAUCAGCAGAUAAUCGAACUUCGUGUAGUCGACAAGCUAGCCGCAAUACACAACAACAUAACAACAGUUCACCGAAAAGAUGUGACAUUAGAGUGUGCGACCACCGAGGGUUAUAAACCACUGAGUUACUGCCGCUUUGAGCCCCCUAAUGGUCCGCCUUUUAGUAUCGACUCUGCUAUAAACUAUACUACACCAAUCCUCGGCCGCUACUAUUUCCCACAAAACAAGAGCUUGGAUCGAGGAGAUUGUGCUGUGACCAUCCGGAAGGUGAAAUACGAAGAUGUGGGGAUUUGGACCUGUGGAGCUGGACUCAGUGACGGGAAGGAGUAUACGGACACAGUGGAGCUGAUCGUAGAAGGCAUAUACACCAUGUCAACAGCGUCAGCCACAGGAGUGACCUUCGGCGCAAUAGGCAUUGGAGCCUUCCUGAUCAUCCUAGGGUACCUUGGCUGGAAGAAGAGGAGCUUCCUUGGGGCAGCGCCGAGGCAGCAGGGGCACGAUGAUGGACACGAGAUGGGCGAAAUGCCGCAGGCCCGGAACUCUCCACAAAGUAGAAGAUCAUCCAUCAGUAGACGCUCGCCGCAGACCAGCAGAGUGCCCAGUGUGGUCGUCCAAUCACCAUCAGUUCCGUCAGAGACGGGUUUGCCUCUCAUAACCAGUAGACAGGAGCACGACGACGACGACGGGCAGCAGGGGCACGAUGAUGGUCACGAGAUGGGGGAAAUGCCGCAGGCCCGGAACUCUCCACAAAGUAGAAGAUCACCCAUCAGUAGACGCUCGCCGCAGACCAGCAGAGUGCCCAGUGUGGUCGUCCAAUCACCAUCAGUUCCGUCAGAGACGGGUUCGCCUCUCAUAACCAGUAGACAGGAGCACGACGACGACGACGGGCAGCAGGGGCACGAUGAUGGACACGAGAUGGGGGAAAUGCUGCAGGCCCGGAACUCUCCACAAAGUAGAAGAUCAUCCAUCAGUAGACGCUCGCCGCAGACCAGCAGAGUGCCCAGUGUGGUCGUCCAAUCACCAUCAGUACCGUCAGAGACGGGUUCGCCUCUCAUAACCAGUAGACAGGAGACGAUCGAACCAUAGAAGCGACACACAAGUUUAAGAGUUUAAUGAUCACCAGGAGCUAGGAGACAGUCGACCAGUAGACGCGACAGUAAAAUGUCCACCUUCGUCGUCCAAUCGCCGUCGGACACGGGCUCACCUCUCAUAACAUGAUCACCAGUAGACAAGAGACAGUCGACCAAUAGAAGCAACAGACAAGUUUAGUAGUCUCUGCUUUAAUCGUCCAAUCACCGUCAGAUACAGUCUCACCUUUAAUGUCAUGUAGAUAGAAGAAUAGACAUUAGUCACGACAAUAGAAUGCCCAGUUUAGCCGUCAGAAACGGGUUCUCCUCUGUUACCAUAAGGUUAAUGUUAAUACGCAUACGCUAUUUAUAAUUAAACAUACGCUAUCUAGUCGCUAGUUAUCAAAUAGGCAAUAUAAAGGGCGCUUUCAAAAAAAUUUUUACAUUUAAUUCAUGUCUUCAAAAUAUUGGCUUCUUGGGCUCAUUUUACUCAGAAUCAUUUGUACAUUCACGCCUCAUACAUAAAAAAAUGUGUCCCAAAAUUUUGUAUGAAAAAAUAUUUUUACAGUGCGUCACGU